Fusarium proliferatum ET1 is the source of this 1203-nucleotide messenger RNA. RefSeq lists its product as uncharacterized. The transcript has a single exon. The record is from RefSeq and is a predicted model, not a curated record. NCBI's taxonomy places the organism in Eukaryota, Fungi, Ascomycota, Sordariomycetes, Hypocreales, Nectriaceae. Bases 1 to 1203 code for a protein of 400 amino acids.
AUGCGUUUACCGCUGGAGGUCAUGGGACUCAUUGCCGAACAUGCGGCUCAGCACUUCAGAAAUGCAUCCCCAUUCAUCCAACCCACGAAUCAAGAAGAGGCAAUAAAGGCGCAAGAACACCACCGUGACCUCUCAAACCUAGUCCUCUCAUGCAAGACUGUUUACAAUCAUAGUCGACACCUCCUCUACACCUGUCUAAUCCUGGGGAAUGCUACCGACAUAGUCGCCGCUCUGGCCAAUAUUGUCAAACAUCCACAAGUCGGACCGUCUAUCCGUCAUAUAAGGUGCUGCACGGAGCUUCACUCCGAAACAGAGCGGGAUAAGGCUUUACAGCAUUGGCUGUUGAACCACUCACACGAUGGGGCACUACUCCAAGACACCCUCAAAGCAGAAGCUUUACAUCCUCCUUGGUGGAAUGAAACAGACAUUCCUUGGACAUGCUGGGAAGGAUUUGUAUACGAUGACUGUACAGAGUUUGCACUCUUGGCCCUUCUGCAUAUGGUAACGGAGCUAGAGACGCUUUCUUUCCAACAGCUUGAUGCAGACCUCAUUACAAAUUGGGAAGAAGAGCGAGAUCUGCGAGUAUCUUUCGCGGAGGCUCGGGCUGGAGCACGACCCUUCUUAGGUUCGUUACGAAGUCUUCACUUUGGUAGUGGGACGUUGGGUGGUAUGGAGAACUUUCUUUCCAAUCAGCCGCACGAAAAUCUAGAAGUCCUGGUCCUCGAUGGUAUAGGUAUUGAAGGCUUCAGCCGAUGGUCCCGAUACUUUGAGUUCAAAGGUACUCAUCUGAAGGAGCUUUACUUGGGAAAAAGAAAAACAUCUUCUAAAGCUAUUAUUGACCCUCUUCUUGCUCAAAGAGAAUGGGUCAAUGGCAGGUGGGUUACUCCAGGACCAAAAGAGCUGGAAACCCAGUCUGAGGUGUGUGUGGGAGGCGAAGAAGCAUGGAGACUCUCGGUUCCAGAAGCCAGGGAUACUAUGGAUUGCCUCAAAUACUUCAAGAAUCUCAGGGUGUUGGAUGUUGUUUUUGACAGACCUCCUGAUUGGCCAUCUAGGUCGUUGAUUGCAAUCAAGAACAUUGCUUCAGAGUCCUUGGAGGUUUUUAGAGUCGAAGGAUACCCUUUCAAAGUUGUUCCAGGAGAUUUUGGACCAUGUAACACUGCGUAUGAACGUGCUUUCGUUCCUAGAUUUCAUACGGUCGAGUAG